Molecule: messenger RNA, 669 nt
Organism: Thelazia callipaeda (thelaziosis nematode)
Lineage: Eukaryota; Metazoa; Nematoda; Chromadorea; Rhabditida; Thelaziidae
Source: the annotation of a GenBank genome assembly
AUGGAAAAAUGCGUAUUCUGCGGUUGGUAUCGACGUACCAACGAUCCAUCAUUAAAGUUCUUCGGCAUUCCACGUGAACCUGGUUUGAAACGUGUUUGUGGCGUACACUUUCGGCAAGGCCGGCCAUCAAACGAUCCAUCACAUGAAGAUUUUGCUCCUCAUUUAUAUAUCCAACGUUCCAUCACGCAACCGGUUUCUAAGACAUUAACAUAUUUGGAAAGUUUUGCUAAUGAAGACGAGCUUGAUGAAGUGCCUUCUGUAUCCCGGUCUUCGGGACGUACUUAUGCUUGCAAACCUUCAAUAUUGCGGAAGAAACGAAGAACUAGGUCUCCAGAUGAUCCCAAGAAAAUCGAUCAAGAAAGCACUAAAAAUCAACAAGGUCCAUCGUCUGAUAAAGUUGAUCAAGUGAUUGAACAAAAGGCAUCUAAAGAAGACUUAACGAAUGUUGUUGUGAUUUCAAAUCCUAUAACUGGUGCUAAAAAGCGAAUGAGACUACUACAUAUACCACGGCCAUUUGCAGAAGCCGUGGGUAUUAAGCCAGGUCAAAGUGUGAUAUUCAAACGUAGACUAUCGGUUGCUAAGCCUGCUCGAAAUCAGGCACAAAUAUGCGACAAUAUAGACUUUAUUUUGGGUAAAGAAGAAAAUCUCGACAGCGCGUGUGCAAGCUGA